Molecule: messenger RNA, 1689 nt
Organism: Anopheles maculipalpis
Lineage: Eukaryota; Metazoa; Arthropoda; Insecta; Diptera; Culicidae
Exons: 5
Coding region: 1-1683 (560 amino acids)
Source: RefSeq, a predicted model, not a curated record
AUGGGAAACACACACAGCCACAGUAGUGGGAAAGGAUCCGGUUCGAACAGUCCCACAAAGUCGAAGGGAAACGGUGAUACGGAAACGAAACCAACGAACAGUGGUAAUGGUCCUGCUGGUGCAGUUCCUGGUGCUGCUGGCGCACUGGCACGUGGUAUGACGCGUACCGCUAGCGGGGCAGACAUUCAGGACCGUUCCAAUACACAGUUCCAACCGGUGGAUAAGCUUGGCCGUAUACUGUCGAAAAAGUGUGAAGAACUGCACGGAAUUCAUGGUGUUACAGGGGAUGUUUUUGCGCGCUACGUAUUUCCAAAGUAUCCCGAUCUCGGGCUGAAGCUAUUCCGCUAUCUUCGCUUUAUGAGCCACGCCAAAACGGAACACUUGGGGUUGGUCGCCUUUCGGCAACAGUGUGAACGAUUCCUUGCCCUGCUGGAUGAUUCCGUUAUACUGGAAAACUAUGUGCGAAUGUUUGGCGAUCUGAACGAGAGCGAGCUGAUAAAGCCGGAAAAUUUGAAAAAUUUGCUUCGCACCUGCUACAAUCUGGCGAUGGCACAUUAUUCCGAUGGACCACAGACGUGUCGGUUGCUCAAUCGGACGCUCGAUUCGGUAGUGCAGUCAUGCUUCUUUUCCAAGGAAUCGCUCAGUCCUGGCUAUAUUUGUCGCUGGUUAGAGAACAACGUACCCCGUCUGGUACCGCCGAUCCAUAAGUACUGUGUGCAUGCGCUCAGCACCUCCCAUCGGACGAUCAUCGACAACAGUAUGGCAAGCAACAGUGAAACGGUCGUCUCGAUCAGUGCCAUCAAUGCGGGUGAAGCAAGCUACGGGCUCGAGCUGCAAACUCCCAUACUGGAGAAAACGAACCCGUUCGGCAAGGAGCUGGGCGGCGGGAUAGGUAAUGGGGGUGGAUCGGGGCCCCGUGAACCAGGCAAACCGUUAACGGAGGAUGAGCGUGAGCGGUUGAAAAAUCAGCAACCUUUGUUGCCGCUGUCGGAGGCUUGGUUGUUGGCGGGAUCGUUGCCACCACUGUACAGCAAACCGCAGUCUGUACCGGCACCGAUUAAUCCUAAUUCGGCUAACUUGACAUCGCAUAUUUUCCUGGCGAAACUGUUGUCCCUCGUUCCCUCCCACUGGACUUCACUGUACGAUUCGCGGCUGGAUGGGGCGGGCACGAAUCGGUUCUUGCAUCACGUACUUGGCUACCGUGGACCGAACCUAAUUCUGUUCCGUUGCGAGGACGAUCUGCUGUUUUGUGUCGCGAAUCCGAACGAAUGGCGUGAAACGCAUCUGUACAUCGGUGACGAAGGAAGUUGCUGUCUACAACUUCUACCGAAAUUUCAAAUGCUAGAGAAGAAGCCGAAAAGUCUCUACCUAAACACGCACAUCCGCGGCUACCCGAAGGGAUUGCGAGCUGGUUCCGAUCCACGCAAACCGAUCCUAAUCGUGGACGAGCACUUCGAGCGGCUCGAGUACCGUUCACUGCAGCACAAGAUCCUUUCGAUUGAGGUGUGGGGCUGUGGCAAUCAGCAGCAGCGCGAGGUGCAGCUUGAUAUUAAGAAGUGGCAGGUGAAGGAAGCGGAACGGCAACGAACGGUCAAGAUGACUGCUGCUGAUUGGAUGGACCAUCCCGAUCGCUAUCUGCUAGAGCUCGGUGGCCGUCAAAAUUACAACAACUCAUCCACGUAAUGCAAA